UAUAAAGCAAUUAAAAUCUUACCUAUUGGCCCAUCUUCAAGCAGUGGGAUCUCACUUUUUGAACUUUUCAGCUUUCUUUCUCCCUGAUUGUUUGGAAGUGCUUGAAUUCAGAAAGCAGUGCACCGAUGGCUUUUCCUGGGUUUCUUCUAGCUUUGUUCUUGCUUUCGUGCUUGGCGGCUUCUUGCUGUGGUGUUACCUUCUCUUCCCUUCAGGACACUCUUAUUGUCACUGCUUCACCUCAACCAGGCCAAGUUCUGAAAGCUGGGGAAGAUAAAAUCACUGUCACAUGGGCACUGAACACUAGCUUCCCAGCUGGGAUAGAUUCUGCCUACGGCACAAUAAAGGUCAAGCUUUGCUUUGCACCAAUCAGCCAACAAGAUCGUGCGUGGAGGAAAACAGUGGACAAUUUGAAAAAGGACAAGACCUGUCUACACAAAAUUGUUGCCAAACCAUACAGCACUUCUAACAACACCUUCACCUGGACAGUGCAGAGGGAUGUGCCAACUGCUACAUAUUUCAUCAGGGCCUACGCGUGUAACUCUGCUGAUGAAGAGGUAGCUUACGGCCAGACCACGGAUUCUCACAAGACCACUAACUUGUUUGAGGUCCAGGCGAUCUCCGGCCGUCACGUGUCGCUAGACAUCGCAUCAGUUUGCUUCUCUGCUUUCUCCAUCCUUUCCUUGUUUGGGUUCUUCUUCCUGGAAAAGAGAAAGGCCAAGGCGUCCCAAACAAAGUGAUGUGAACUAUGAAUACUUUUCCUUGUGUUUUAUUCAUACAUUAGUUUUUAUCAUAUAAUCAGGCUAUGAGGUUGUUUGGUGGAGCUGUUUCUCAGGAUACGAGCCAAUGUGUGAUGUCUUAAGGUUGGAUGAGAGGUUUGAAUUAAGUUCAGAAAUUAAAUGAAUUGCUCUUUCAGUA
Molecule: messenger RNA, 915 nt
Organism: Sesamum indicum (sesame)
Lineage: Eukaryota; Viridiplantae; Streptophyta; Magnoliopsida; Lamiales; Pedaliaceae
Product: high-affinity nitrate transporter 3.1
Biological process (GO): nitrate transmembrane transport; response to nitrate
Cellular component (GO): plasma membrane
Molecular function (GO): nitrate transmembrane transporter activity
Source: RefSeq, a predicted model, not a curated record